Messenger RNA from Marasmius oreades (fairy-ring Marasmius), 1602 nucleotides. RefSeq lists its product as uncharacterized. The transcript has 17 exons. The record is from RefSeq and is a predicted model, not a curated record. Lineage: Eukaryota; Fungi; Basidiomycota; Agaricomycetes; Agaricales; Marasmiaceae. The coding region runs from base 188 to 1348 and encodes 386 amino acids.
ACGAAACAUCGACGAACUUCGUACGUCCUUCUCACACUCGGGUCCAGUUCGAUUUCUCCCCACACUGAGCCACAGCUCGGCUCGGCUGUAUAUAAAACAUGAACCAUCAUGAUCAAAACUGAUACCUUCCACAAAGCUUUUCCCUACUUCGUAGUGUCAUCUGCUGGACAAUUGACUAUACCUCGUCAUGGCAGAUGAUGGACUUCCAAGUGUGGAGGUACUAUACGGGCCAAUCCUUAUUGGGAUGUUUUUCAGUACGAUUUUAUACGGGGUCACGGUGGUCCAGAUUUUUUUAUACUUCGCACGAUACAAAGACCCUGCUUGGAUCCGAUAUCUUGUCAUAUAUCUUUUUAUGGUGGAGACUCUCAGCACGGCGUUCUGCUUUGAGAUGGUGUACGAACCUCUGAUUAGGAAGGCCGGUCUUCCGGACAUAAAGAUAACAUCUCCUCUUCUUUUAGCUGCCGACGGCCCAGUGACUGCUAUGAUUGCCACUCCGGUUCAACUUCUCAUGGCUUGGAGAAUCAAAGUGAUCACUCAAUCGCAAUCGAGAUUCAAAAUUAUCAGUGGCUCGACAAUCAUGCCAUUAAUCAUCGCCAUCUUCUCUGUGGCUUCGUUGGCUGGAGGUAUAUGGCUGGGCAUUAGGGUGGCGCGACAACCACGGUUUGAAGACUUUGCCCAGUUCAAGGGCGCUUCCGUCUUGUGGUUGGUAUCUACUGCUGUUGCGGACGUGUUGAUUGCUGGAGCCAUGGUCCUCUCGCUGAUCAGAAGAAAGUCAUCAUUCCAAGCUACGAAUAAUCAAAUCGACCGAAUUUUGCGACUUACGGUGCAGACAGGAACUCUCACAGCUGUUGCAGCGCUGGCGGAUUCUAUACUCUUCCUCAUCCUUCCUCAUACGACGUUAUUUUUCAUCUGGGAUCUAUCACUUUCGAAGCUUUAUACGAAUUCUAUUCUCAGUUCGCUUAACGCUCGACCUUGGAGCGAUCCGAACCGUGGUCAGCCCGGAACGACGACGAGUCUGUUAUUCGCCAACCACAACUUGAACGCUAUAUCUGGGUCAAGUACAUCAAUCUCGUUGAAUGAUGUCGCAAAGACUGGGCCAAGAGUACUGGUAUGUGAUCCUAGCUUCCUUCUUUACAUCGCAAGUUCAGUUUUCAGGUUUCUGUACUCACAGAACGUGCAAUCGACGUCAAAUGAUUGCCGCUCACGACUUCAAGAAGAUUCGGACCUAGAGCUGGGGGAUCCUACCGAUCCGUCGAAAUGCGACGAUGUUGACAAAAGUGGCGACUGGACCGAAGGGAGAGAGGCGCACAUAACCUUUGCGCUGCAAGCGCCAGCUAGUACGAAGUAGAACUUCAAUGCCAUAACGGGAUAUACUUCUGUUGUUUUGUAUCAUUGUUUUUUCUUUCUUUUCUUCUUUCACUCGUUCCUCGAUGCGCAACUAUUCUGUUGCAGAGGGCAUGUAAUAUCUCUUUAGAUUUGAUUGGUAUGACUGCUUAUUACCGUGGGACAAAUGGUCUUUUUUGAACACCAAAGGUGUUCUUAUGGAACGUAGGUCGACGCCAGGCAACAUCGCAAGCGACAUCGGAAGUUCUGGAAACGCCA